AUGUCGACUGUCCUCGCGUCUCCAGUUCCGAAGCUCGAUGAAGUCCGCAGCAUUCUUCUAAGUAAGACAACAUGGCAACUCCCACAAGAUCUCAAAGAAAAAUCCGAAGGCGCCAAAGUUGUUUCACUUGAAGAGCUCAAGAAACUCCCAAUGAGCCAAUGUGUUGAAAUUUUCUCACCAGUACAUCGUGUUGCUCUCCUUUCUGCUGCAGCCCACCUUGCUGUUCCAGCUCCAAAGGUUGCUCAGACACUCAUCACAAUUUUCAACGAACUUCCAGGCCCAGCUUACAACACAACACCAGAAUUCAAGAACUCUCCAUAUGAUUUCACACCAGGCCUUCCUCUUUCUGAUGAAGACUUCACAAACUUCCUCAAAGCAAUCUAUCCAGAUGCAGAGAAGGAAGUUUUAGAGCUUUUCGAAGAGCCAUACGUCUCAGCAGCUCAAGUUUUACUCCUUGUCUCCACAAUCGAGCUUGUUUCCGACUAUGCCCUUAUUGCCGCUGUUCUUGAUGCUGAAUUCAAGGGUGCUGCUCUUCUUUCAUCCGAAGAGUUCUCCCGUGAACUUGCUCCACAGUUUGUCUCCAUCGUUGCUCAGCGUAUCUUCGAUAUCGCUCUCAACUCAAAGAACCUCCGCAAGAAAGGCUCAAAGAUCCUUUCCUCCCUUCCAAAGCUCUUUGCUCCAAUCUUCGCCGCUGUUGCUCAGCUCCGUACAGCUGUUGUCAAGCCACAGCACUUCUUCGACAAGUUUACACUCUUCUCAUACACAUCCAACAUUGUCUACUCCACAGUCGAGAUCUGCAAGUACCUCGGCAAGCCAGCAGACAACGUCACUGUUGAGAAUGCCUCUCAAUUACUCGCCACAGCCGCUUUUUCAAUGAUUUCCGGCCUCGCACCAAAGGUCCAAGAGUCCAUUGAGAAGAAGCGCAUUACAGUCGGCACAAUUUCGAAGGAAAUUGCCGUCGCCGUUGCUGAGAACGGUCCAGCCGCCCUUACAAUGAUGAACUUUUACGCACCACCAGCCGGCAAGAAGGUUCUUCCAAAGGAACCAGUAGGCUGCAUCGAUCUUCUUCCAAAGCAGAUGAAAGUCCGUCAGGAAGUCAUCCAGCUGGUCACAAGCAUCUUCAAGAGACACGGUGGUGUUGCCAUCGAUACACCAGUCUUCGAACUUAGAUCAGUCCUCACUGAGAAGUACGGUGAAGAAUCCAAGUUAAUUUACAACCUCGAAGACCAAGGUGGUGAACUUCUUUCACUCAGAUACGACCUUACAGUUCCAUUCGCAAGAUUCGUUGCUACUCACGGCAUCACAAAGAUCAAACGCUACCACAUCGCAAAAGUUUACAGAAGAGACAAGCCAGCCAUCGAGCGCGGCAGAUUCAGAGAAUUCUACCAGUGCGAUUUCGAUGUUGCCGGUACAUCUGGUCUCAUGAUUUCUGAUGCCGAAGUUAUUUCCAUCGUCAGCGAGUUACUUACAGCCAUUGGCAAACUCUGCCGUCUCGACAACUUCAACUACAGCAUCAGAGUUUCCCACCGCCAGUUACUUUCCGCGAUGACAAAAGUUGCCGGAGUUCCAGACGAGAAAUUCAAGACAAUUUGCUCAUCAGUCGACAAACUCGAUAAGUUGCCAUGGUCCGAUGUCUCCCGCGAACUUGUUGACGUCAAGGGACUUUCACAGGCAGCUGCAGACAAGCUUGGAGAGUUUGUUUCCAUCCAAGGCAAUCCACGCGAAGUUCUUGCCGCUCUCAGACAGAAACAAGACUUCGUUGCUGUUGCUGGAAAGGUUCUUGAUGAAAUGGAAGUAUUAUUCAACUACCUCGAAGCAACAGGAUGCCUUGGAAACAUCAACUUCGACUUGUCCCUCGCUCGUGGUCUUGACUACUACACAGGCGUCAUUUACGAGGCAGGAACAACAUCAGGAGAUGUCGGAUCCAUCGCUGGUGGUGGCAGAUACGAUGGCCUCAUCGGCAUGUUCUCAGGAAGACAGGUUCCUGCUGUCGGUGUUUCCCUCGGUAUCGAAAGAAUCUUCGCACUCAUCGAGAGACUCAAGGCAAAUGAGGAAGUCAAGGAAAGUGACACUGAAGUUUACAUCGCAGGUAUUUUCUCUGACUACACAAAGAAGAGAUUCGAACUCGCUUCUAAGUUCUGGGAACUCGGUGUUCCAACAGAGUUCUUCCCGAAGGAGAAGCCAGAUAUCAAACAACAGCUUCUCGCUGCUGAACAACUCGGAGCGAAAGUUUUCGUGUUGCUCGCACCAGAUGAACUCGAGAAGGGUCAGAUUAAGAUCAGAGAGAUGACACCAAAGGGUGUAGAAAGACAACCAAUAGAGAGAGUAGUUCCAGAGGCUGAUGUCGUUCAGGAAACAAUCAAACUCCUCAACGAACUCAAGAAUGCAAAUUAA
Molecule: messenger RNA, 2394 nt
Organism: Trichomonas vaginalis G3
Lineage: Eukaryota; Parabasalia; Trichomonadida; Trichomonadidae
Product: histidyl-tRNA synthetase family
Exons: 1
Coding region: 1-2394 (797 amino acids)
Biological process (GO): histidyl-tRNA aminoacylation; mitochondrial translation
Cellular component (GO): mitochondrion
Molecular function (GO): ATP binding; histidine-tRNA ligase activity
Source: RefSeq, a predicted model, not a curated record